AUGGGGGACGUCCUGGAGGAAACCCCCUCAAGCCAGGAUGACUCCCAAUCGCUUAACCCAACCGCAGAACACCGGGAGGUCACAAACCAAGCAAGAAUAGCAAGUACUGUCCACCACACGAACGACCACGUCGUCACGGACCAACGACAUCCUGAGAAAGCCAAGGACAAAGCGGCACAGAUCAUCCAAGAUCUCUGCCUCCGGGUCCAGGAGCUCGAAGGCAAACUGACUAAUAGAGAAAAACACAACAAUGAACGCGGAAGCCAGGCAACUUCCAGAUCAAGAUCUCGCCACAGUAGGUCACCAACCCGACGACACAAUAGGAGAGACGGUCGCAGCGCCUCACGCGACCACGCUCACGAAAAAUCGCCGGAACGACGAUACAACAAGAAACACAACCGUAGCGCCUCCCGAGAUCUAAGCCGUCAACACGACUCAGACGAAGAUCGGAGGUACCGAAAUACCAAGCGCACAAGAAACGACCACACAAUAAUGGGAGCUACACCCUUCACAGAGAGAAUCUUAAGAGCAAAACUCCCCAAAGGUUUCGACAAACCUACCGACAUGAAGUACGAUGGGACCAAAGACCCCCAGGAACAUCUAACGGCCUUCGAGAAUGUCGCCAAAGAUUACAUCAAUGACGAAGAAGUUAGCCAGGUUGUCGCCGCCAACAAACGGCAACACAGCAACACCCAACACAGCAACUCGGCUUCUCGCCAAAAUCCACCACCCAAAGAGAAUCAAAGGGACCACCCCAGACCGACAAAUACAAACCGACCACCAAGAAUUGGCAAAUUCUCUAAUUACACGCCCUGA
Messenger RNA from Arachis ipaensis, 816 nucleotides. The record is from RefSeq and is a predicted model, not a curated record. Lineage: Eukaryota; Viridiplantae; Streptophyta; Magnoliopsida; Fabales; Fabaceae.